AUGUCUUCAAACACAGAUAUACCCAACAGGCAAGAGGAACGAUUGAACGAUACGGCAAAAGAAGAGGAGACGCCUGCUUCCCCUGUCUACAAUGAUACACCCGAUAGUGAGGAAAAACGUAGGAAGGAUCUCAAGGAUCAGUCGCUUAAAACUGGUGAUGUCAGCCGGGAAAGACGUUUGAGACAGGAGGAAAAAGAGAAGGAGACGCGCCUGAUGAAGUCAGAGGCCCGAGGGAAUAGUCCUGUCUACUCCAGCGUACCAGAUAGUCCAGGGACAAAGGCGGAUUAUGACGAAGAUAUGAUCGUGAGGAGUGGUGAAAACAGCCAAUCAAGACGCUCGGGGAAGAAUAAAGAGGCAGAGGAGACACCUUCCCACCCUAACGAACUAGAAACUUCCGACAUGGCCUUAGUCAACAGCAAAAUAGCCAUGCUUCGGACUGCCAACAUCACUCAAAGGAAACAUUUGAAUGCGAGGAAGUAUAAGAACAAGACCAUCCUACCCCUCUUCGAGACAAGGCGACUGGCAUCGCACCAACACACUGCCGGGUCCCAGUUCAUCGACAUGGCCCUUGAGCUCUUCACCCCAUCCUGCGUCAGAUCUCCUCCUGGGCUUCUGCAUUUACCGGAUAUUGAGCGGCCGCUCAGAAUCAGCAUCGAAGGUCCGCGAGAAUCGAUAGAAAAGCUAUUCCCGUCUGUUGUAUGGGAUACUCGCGUGUUUGAUGCGAAGUUUCCUCAGGAAUCUGGUCCACAACUCGCAACGCUCGCGUUUCAGCGCAUUUACGGGGAGAGCGUCCGUUCUGAUGUCCCCGGCGAUUUGGUCGUACGAGACGGAUACAUUGGAUGGAUUGGACAGGGUCAUAGAAUAGUGGAUCACUUUGACUACUAUGGUGUGUCACGUUCGAUCAUCUUGUUCCCGUGGUUGACGCCGAUCCAGGGGCACUACAAAUCAACAUCAUCGAGGUGGAGUCUGAUCAAGGAAAGACCGCUAACGAAUGCGUGA
Molecule: messenger RNA, 999 nt
Organism: Colletotrichum lupini
Lineage: Eukaryota; Fungi; Ascomycota; Sordariomycetes; Glomerellales; Glomerellaceae
Exons: 3
Coding region: 1-999 (332 amino acids)
Source: RefSeq, a predicted model, not a curated record